Molecule: messenger RNA, 1422 nt
Organism: Nilaparvata lugens (brown planthopper)
Lineage: Eukaryota; Metazoa; Arthropoda; Insecta; Hemiptera; Delphacidae
Gene: Dip-C
Product: xaa-Pro dipeptidase
Molecular function (GO): manganese ion binding; metalloaminopeptidase activity
Source: RefSeq, a predicted model, not a curated record
UUCAAUGAGAGUUAUCAGUGUCAAAGAGCGAUUUCUAAUCGCUAUCAGUUUGUUGUGAAGCAGAACAGAAGUAAACACUCAGGCGAGUUGUUUCUCCCCCACCAAGUAACUUGGUGAAUCUCUUGCGUUCAGUUGUUUAAAAUGGCGGCCGCAGAUCAGAGUGCGUUUUUCUCGAUGGGUGAUCACACCCUGCAAGUGCCGAUGCAGCUGUUCGCCGAGAACCGGCGUCGUCUCGCUGACAGACUCCGCGAAAAAGCCCCGCACAGCAUCGUUGUGCUUCAAGGCGGCAGCGACGCUCACCACUAUUGCAGCGAUGUUGACUACAAGUUCCAGCAGGAAGGCUAUUUCAAUUGGAUGUUUGGAGUUCAGGAGCCAGACUUCUAUGGAGCUCUCGAUGUGGACUCUGGAAAGAGCAUCUUGUUCAUUCCGAGAUUGCCUGAAGAGUACAUCAUUUUCAUGGGUCGCAUUAAAUCCACCGCAGAAUUCAAGAAGUACUAUGCUGUCGAUGAAGUUUACUAUGUAGAUGAGAUAAAAGAUGUGAUCAAGAAGAAAGCACCAGAUAUGCUUCUAACAUUGUUUGGACUCAAUACUGACAGUGGUCGCACCUGUCAAGAAGCUGUUUUCAGUGGCAUCAGCGAAUUCAAUGUAAACAACAAGAUCUUGCAUCCUGAAAUUGCUGAGUGCCGAGUGGUGAAGACUCCAUUGGAGAUAGAGGUGAUGCGCUACGUGAACAAAAUCAGCUCUGACGCACACAAGAUGGUGAUGCAGAAGUUGAAGAUUGGCAUGUAUGAGUAUCAGGGAGAGGCCAUCUUCCUCGACUACUGCUACUUCGUCGGAGGCUCCCGUGCUGAGGGUUAUACCUGUAUUUGCGCCUCUGGUGAGAACGGGGCUAUUCUACAUUACGGUCAUGCGGGAGCACCCAAUGACAAGAAAAUUCAGAGUGGCGACUUGUGCUUGUUUGACAUGGGAGCAAAGUAUGCUGGCUAUACUGCGGACAUUACUGUCACUUUUCCAAUCAGUAAGAAAUUCACGGACGACCAGAAAGCUGUGUACAAUGCUGUUUUGAACGCCAGAAAUGCUGUUAUCGCAGCUUUGAAACCAGGUGUCAGUUGGGUUGAUAUGCACCGCUUGUCCUUCGAGGUGAUACUAACCGACCUCAAGAAAUAUGGAGUUUUGGUUGGAGAUGUUGAUGAAAUGAUUAAAGAUGGAAUCGGCGCUAUACUGAUGCCGCACGGCUUGGGCCACUUGCUGGGCUGCGAUGUGCACGAUGUUGGAGGCUACCUGGAAGGGCACCCCGCACGUCCCACCGAGGCCGGCUUCAACAGACUGCGCACGGCUCGCAGCAUGCUUGCUGGAAUGGUGGUCACUGUCGAGCCCGGCUGCUACUUCAAUGAUGUGGUCAGCUGAUGAUAAGUUUUCUAC